ACGUUCGCUGGAUCUGCCCGGGUACCCUCCUCCUCCACAGCCUCCGAGCGACCUAUAGAUGGCACAUUGAACCCACAGUCGAUUUGCAGUCGAUAAUUGCAUUUGCCUCUGUGGGAAUGUGCUCGAGCGUUGGUGAAUGUGGGGAGAUCUAAUCGCAUACGGAGAUCAAACCUCGGCGUUACGGGCCACGGCUCGCAGAACUCACGCGUUCUACUCAUCCUCUACCGUGACGCUACGGGGGAUCAUCUACGCCGAGACUCUUCACUUUCGACGAGCUCGACUAUCUGUGGGACUGCGCCUUAGAUUGGAGUGCUGUGGCGAACAUGGUAGACUUCGGGAAGAUAUCGAACGAGGUGUAUACCCUCGCGGCGCAGUCGGACCCGCUCUCGCAUCUGGUGAAGGAGGCUCUGGCUGUUAUAGAUGAUGCACUGAAUGUGUUCGGGCCGGACCAUGUUUCACUGAGCUUCAACGGCGGGAAGGACUGUACAGUCCUCCUUCAUCUGCUCGCAGCAUCUCUCGGCCGACGAGGCAGCCUCGCAUCCCGACCUAUCCCCGCGGUUUAUAUCCCCGUGCCCUCGCCCUUCCCGCAGCUCGAAGUAUUCAACCUCGAAACCGCAAAGCAGUACAACCUAGACCUCUUCCACUGUCCAGUCGACGAGCCGGAGCUUCCUGUGGAGACCGUCGCUGGGCCCGCGACGCCCGGCCCCGCAGCAACGAACGGCGUCAUCGCAGGGGCGGGUACCACGUUGAAAGCGAAGGGCGGAGAGGGCAUGAAACGCGCUCUGGAGGUCUACAAGGAGCAGUUCCCGCAUAUCGACGCCAUAUUAAUUGGCACGAGGAGGUCGGACCCCCAUGGAGCGACGCUAACAUUCCGCAAUACGACUGAUCCCGGGUGGCCUGCCUUUGAGCGCGUGAACCCGAUCAUCAACUGGUCCUACGGAGCAGUGUGGGACUAUCUGCGACGGUUCAAUGUGCCGUAUUGCGAUCUGUACGACGAAGGGUACACUUCACUCGGCUCGACCUACAACACGUUCCGCAACCCAGCGUUGCUCAUCCAGCCUGCAUGUGGGACCUGCUCUGUACACUCAGUAUACUCAUCAGAGACCUCCAAGGACGGAGAUCCCCAGAACGCAUGCUACCACAAUGCCGGGACGGACUUCUCCCACAGCACAAUCACAUCUACCGUAAUUAAUGGCCGGGGCAACGGGCAUGCUGAUUCCUUGCCGGACGCAGGGCGGCUGGAAGUCGUGAACGGCGUACCGGAUAUGCAUUGUCUCGCGGAUGACGAUAUCUGCCGGUGUCGGUACCGGCCUGCGUACGAACUCGUAGAUGGAACCCUUGAGCGGGCAGGGAGAGGGGGCGGCGCGGCGGCC
Molecule: messenger RNA, 1373 nt
Organism: Rhodofomes roseus
Lineage: Eukaryota; Fungi; Basidiomycota; Agaricomycetes; Polyporales; Fomitopsidaceae
Exons: 6
Biological process (GO): FAD biosynthetic process
Molecular function (GO): FMN adenylyltransferase activity
Source: RefSeq, a predicted model, not a curated record